Messenger RNA from Aegilops tauschii subsp. strangulata, 1838 nucleotides. Its product is annotated as F-box/kelch-repeat protein At5g60570. Gene Ontology annotation, cellular component: nucleus. NCBI's taxonomy places the organism in Eukaryota, Viridiplantae, Streptophyta, Magnoliopsida, Poales, Poaceae. The record is from RefSeq and is a predicted model, not a curated record. Gene Ontology annotation, molecular function: protein binding.
UGGCUCCCCAUGCUCUCCCCGUCCCACUGACGGUGGUCCCCACCGCCUCCCCCCCUCCCCGCCCCGCCCAUAUCUCGUCGGCGACCCGCGCCCCCUCCCCGCCCCACCCCACACACGUCUCUCCGGCGGCGAGGGCACCCGGCCGUCUCCGGUUUUCUGGGGCCGCUCGUGGCUGGCGCCGGGAUGGAGCCGGUCGGGGCGCGCCGGUCGCCCGGAUCUCGCCGUCGGGGCGUCGUCUCCCUCAGGGGCAGCCUUUGAACCUCUGAACUUUUGUGUCCUUGGGUCUGCGGUGAUAAGUCAGAGAAAACAAUGGAAGAUUUUCAAGACUGCAACUCCAAGAGCCUUGUUGCUGUUCCUGGUUCUCUGGUUCUGCACCUCUUCAGGCUGUUAGGUCAGCAGGAUAAUUCCUGGCAGAAGUACGCCUUGGCUUACUUUCUCUUGGUCAGGAAUGAGUACUUCCCGAGGGAGCCAAGGAAAAGCUCUGCUGUGAAUGGGCAACUUGUUCCCUGCUGUCAUGGUUCAGAUUUGGGCAGUAAUGAACUGGAAGUGGAGAAGCAGAAUGCUGUUGUCAAGAGCCAAUCAGGAGGUGAUUCCAGUUCCAAUGGAUCAAAUGAUUGUUUCCUUCCAGGCCUUCAUGAUGAUCUGGCUCAAGACUGCCUUGCCUGGACAAGCAGAUCAGACUAUCCCUCACUCUCUUGUCUGAACAAGAAAUUCAAUACGUUGGUUAACGGUGGAUAUCUGUACAAGCUGCGGAGGAAAUAUGGCAUUGUUGAGCAUUGGGUGUAUCUGGCGUGUAGCGCUAUGCCCUGGGAAGCAUUCGAUCCGUCGCGAAACCGAUGGAUGAGGCUCCCAAGAAUGCCAUGUGAUGACUGCUUCUCCUGUGCAGACAAGGAGUCACUUGCUGUUGGGACACAGCUGCUUGUCUUUGGCCGAGAAUAUACAGGCCUUGCUAUUUGGAUGUACAAUUUACUGACACGGCAUUGGUCUCGCUGCACUCCGAUGAAUUUUCCUCGCUGUCUGUUUGCCUCAGGAAGUUCUGGUGAGAUUGCCAUUGUUGCUGGUGGGUGUGAUAGGAAUGGGCAGGUGCUGAGAUCUGUGGAGCUGUACAAUUCAGAGGCUGGCCAGUGGGAGACCUUGCCAGACAUGAACUUGCCCAGGAGACUCUCCUCAGGUUUCUUCAUGGAUGGCAAGUUCUAUGUCAUCGGGGGUGUGACAAGUGAGAGGCAUUCUCUGACUUGUGGAGAGGAAUUCGAUCUCGACACCAGGACAUGGAGAAGAAUCCAUGAUAUGUACCCCGGAGGAACCAGCGCCUCCCAGUCGCCUCCGCUCAUCGCCGUUGUAAAUAACCAGCUCUACGCGGCUGACCAGUCCACAAACGUGGUGAAGAAGUACGACAAGGCAAGCAACACAUGGAACAUAGUGAAGCCCUUGCCUGUGAGAGCGGACUCUUCCAACGGCUGGGGCCUGGCUUUCAAAGGAUGCGGCGAUAGACUGCUGGUCAUCGGCGGCCACAGAGGAGCUCGCGGCGAGGUGAUACUGCUGCAUUCCUGGUGCCCCGAAGAUGGGAACGGCGCCGCCUCCGACUGGGAGGUGCUGUCGGUGAAGGAGCGCGCCGGCGUCUUCGUCUACAACUGUGCAAUAAUGGGGUGCUGAGUUAGCAGCACCUUGGUUUCAGUACAUGCCGCCACUUGUUUAGCAAAACCCACCGAUUCGUUGCUGCCAUUUUAGCUGCUGCCACUUGUUAUAAUGACUUGUAAUUCAGAAAUGACACCCCCUUUUCGCGGAGCUGUCGAUUAAAAUGUCGGGUCGAGAGCAUAGAGAGCAUUCAGUUCAGUUUA